Aplysia californica (California sea hare) is the source of this 3003-nucleotide messenger RNA. RefSeq names its product non-specific lipid-transfer protein. Gene Ontology annotation, molecular function: acyltransferase activity, transferring groups other than amino-acyl groups. The record is from RefSeq and is a predicted model, not a curated record. NCBI's taxonomy places the organism in Eukaryota, Metazoa, Mollusca, Gastropoda, Aplysiida, Aplysiidae. The transcript is spliced from 18 exons. Bases 191 to 1789 code for a protein of 532 amino acids.
ACGUCAUUGAAAGUGCCGUGUAGUUUGAGGCCACCAAGAGGGUAAAGUGCACUCGGGGCCGAGGAAGGCCUGCUCUCUGUUUAUCAGGCUCAGCCAGCAGUCAGCAGCAUCGCAGAACAGUUUAUCUUAAUCUUGGGAGCUUGGACUUCGGUGGAACCCUCUGUUUACGGUCUUGUACUAACGCAAAAAGAUGGCUCGUAGAGUUUUUGUUGUUGGUGUGGGAAUGACCAAGUUUGAAAAGCCUGGUCGCCGACCUAACUUUGAUUAUCCUGACAUGGCCAAAGAAUCAGGAACAAAAGCUUUGCAAGAUGCAGGAAUUCGAUAUGAUCAAGUUGAACAAGCUUGCUGUGGCUAUGUGUAUGGUGAUACAACUUGUGGACAGAGAGCGCUCUACCAAUUGGGAUUUACAGGCAUUCCAAUCUACAACGUGAACAAUGCCUGUUCAACAGGAUCAACAGCUCUUUUUAUGGCACGUAACCUUGUUGCAGGAGGACUGGCUGACUGUGUCAUGGCUAUGGGAUUUGAAAAAAUGGAAAAAGGAUCUUUGACCAUGAAGUAUACAGACAGAACAAAUCCUAUGGACAAGCACGUAGAGGUGAUGUUAGAAGGACACGGCUAUUCAAAGGCUCCCUUUGCCCCACAAAUGUUUGGAAAUGCUGGGAGAGAGCACAUGGAGAAAUAUGGUACAAAGCCUGAAACAUUUGCCAAAAUUGCCUGGAAAAACCACAAGCAUUCCACAAAUAAUCCGUACUCUCAAUUUCAGACAGAGUACAGCCUUGAGGAUAUCAUGAAGUCUCCUGAAGUUCACUCUCCUCUGACCAAGCUGCAGUGCUGCCCUACUUCUGAUGGGUCUGCCUGUGCUAUCCUGGCCAGCGAAGACUUUGUGAAAAAAAAUAACCUGAUUAGUCAGGCUGUAGAGAUUGUUGCCAUGGGCCUUGGAACUGAUUUGCCCAGUGUAUUUAAAGACAGAAACUGCAUAAAAAUGAUCGGCUUCGACAUGGCAAAAAAUACUGCACAAAGAGUUUUCAAGGAUGCAGGUCUUACUCCAGAUGAUGUCCAAGUUGUGGAACUGCAUGACUGUUUCUCUGCCAAUGAGCUUCUCACUUAUGAAGCCCUGGGACUGUGUGGACCAGGUGAGGCAGAGACGUUCGUCAACAAGGGAGACAAUACAUAUGGAGGGAAAUAUGUUGUCAACCCAAGCGGUGGCCUCAUCUCUAAGGGACACCCACUGGGAGCCACAGGUUUGGCCCAGUGUGCAGAGCUUUGUUGGCAGUUGAGAGGAAUGGCUGGUAAAAGACAGGUACCAAAGGCUAAGGUAGCCCUGCAGCACAACCUGGGCUUGGGUGGAGCUUGUGUCAUUUCUCUGUACAGACAUGGCUUCCCAGAGGAGGCAGGUCAGCAGAUCCAAGCCGCUGCUGCAAGUUCUUCUACGGAGAAAGACUUCAAGUCAUCAGCAGUUUUUACAGAAGUCAAGAAGGCGCUUGACCAGGAUGGUGCAAACCUUGUGAAAAAGAUCAAAGGUGUCUAUUGUUUCAAGGUCAAGGGAGCUGAUGGAAAAGAGGGUGUUUGGGUUGUUGACGUCAAGAAUGGCAACGGUGCUGUCAAAUUUGAUGCUACAGAUAAAGCUGACACCACUAUCAUCAUGAAAGAUGAUGACCUUGUGCAACUGAUGACUGGAAAACUGAACCCCCAAAACGCUUUCUUCCAAGGAAAGCUGAAGAUCACAGGCAACAUGGCUCUGGCAAUGAAGUUGAAAGACAUCCAGCCCAAGUCUUCGGCAAGAUUGUAAAAGAGAUUGACUGUUUUCCUGUUCAAUGGUUUGGCUGUGUUUGAGGAGGGGGUUGGGCGGUUGGUGAUAUUAUUUUGGAUCAAGUGAUUUUAUGAUUUUCUUCAGUAUUUUUAAAACAAGAGAAAUUAAGUUAUGCAGGUUUUUUCCAGGAAAACAAGAAGUCGCUCACUCGUCAUUGUGUCGGACUGAGCAGAUGUUUUGUUUGUGCUUUGUGAACUUUUACCAUUAUGAUAUGUUUGUAUUGUUUCAUUGAUAUUCUACACUUGAAAAUGAAUAAAUUGUAACUCAGGGUCCUUGAUUUUGUUUGACUCAUGCACCAUUUCUGAUAAAACUCAAGCUGUCUCUCACGGGCGGCACCACAAACAAGCUACUGCAAAUUUUUACUUUUGUCUGUUAUGAUUUCAAAAUGUUACAGCGCUGGGUUUCGACCAUUUUUUCAAUUCAAAGGGUAUUCGGUCACCAAUAGCUGAGCUAUCUUUGAAUGAAAAUUGUCAGGAUGACAUAAAAAUAAAUAGAAGAAAAUGAAUUCUUUUCUUUGUCAUGUGACUAUGUACAUAACAUCACUUGUCAAUAGAUUUGUUCCUCAGAAUUAUUGUAAUCCUCAUCAGAGCAACAGAUUUAUUAUUCUAGAUUUUUCAAGCAAGUGAUUUUUAUUUUAUUUGAGUAGGUAAUGGUUUCUGCAUUAUAUGCUCUCGUAGCAUAAUGCCCAUGCUGUCAAUGUACAAUCAUAAAUGCCUGAUAAGUAUUAAAUAUAAAGUGUAGAAGUAGAAAAAAACAUGGGCAGCAUAUUUUCAUUUAUAGAUUUUUCGUUGCUCAUGUUCCAAUAAUAGCCCACUAAUUAUUAUUGCUAUUAUUAUUAUAGGUGCUUGCCUUUCUUUGCUUGGGUGAUCUGAUAUUUCUCUUUCGCUUUUGUCAGAAUGGAAAAAGAACAAGAUUCUAACACAUGUGUACACAUAGGUUCUGUCGAACCCUUUGAUGAAUUCAGUUUCUGCUGAAUUUGCCAAAAAAUUUGUCUACAAAUCAAGAAGUGACAGCUCAAUUAUUCCUUGCCUUUUUCGCCUUCUUUACAAUUUUGAGCCAACAUUUCCAUGAUAGAUUUUAAAGCGCUAUACUUGCAUAUUCGUGCAAUGAGAUUGAUUAAUUAAUGUCAACAAUUUUGAAUUCUUUCUUGUACUUGUACUCAGAAAAGCAUAAAAUUAAAUUUUUUAAUGUAA